Molecule: messenger RNA, 834 nt
Organism: Serendipita indica DSM 11827
Lineage: Eukaryota; Fungi; Basidiomycota; Agaricomycetes; Sebacinales; Serendipitaceae
Source: the annotation of a GenBank genome assembly
AUGGCAAAGAAGAAAGCAUCCACUGCUGCAACUUCAUCUGGUGGCAAAUCAGCCGCAAAAGCCGCUAAAAAGGCAAAAGCUGCCGCAAAGGUCGAGAGAAAGGAAGCAAAAAAGGUCAAAGCCACCAAAGGAAAGGGUAAAGGCAACGCCGAAGACGAAGAUGAUCAGGAUCUAGAAGGAAUCCUCGAGCGAAUGCGCAAGGAGUGGGAACUCGCUCAUACUGUCACAGAAGAGACUGCAGAUGGUCCUCCGAGCCAGCGAGCAAAUGCGACCCUGACGCCAUGUCCGAAUGGAAAUCAUCUCUGGUGCAUUGGAGGCGAAUACUUUAGCGACGAUGGCAAAGCGUAUUUUUACAACGAUGUCUAUCGAUAUUCGCCUGACAAGGAUGAAUGGCGAAAGUUUGCUUCACCUACGUGCCCAGGUCCCAGAUCAGCCCACGCCGUCGUCGCGACGCCAGCAGGAGGAGGCAAGCUUUUCUUGUUCGGCGGCGAGUUUUCCUCUCUAUACCAAAAUUCGUUCCAUCACUAUCGAGACUUUUGGGUCUUUGACAUUCAAACUCAUCUCUGGGAUCGUAUUGAGACCAAAGUCCGACCACAUGGACGGUCAGGACAUCGAAUGAUCAUGUGGAAGCACUAUAUAGUCCUCUUCGGCGGAUUUAUCGACCCAGGUGUUCGAACCAACUACCUCCAGGAUUUAUGGGUGUUUGACACUCAGGAAUACAAAUGGCAGCAAGUCGAAUUCAAAGACAAUGAGAGGAAACCAAGCCCACGGUCGGGAUUCUCGUUUCUACCAGUUCCUGAGGGCGCGAUUCUGCAUGGCAAGUCGAGCAUCUGA